CUUCCGUCAUCAGCGUGUCCCGCAGAUCACGGAGCGGCUCCUAUAAGCGGCUCCACAGCAAGACCUGCGGACAGUGAGCGUGUCGGCGCGCAGAGGACAUGGACACGAGGACACAGUGAGAGCAGAGGACUGAGCACGGACCGUCAGUGCAGCUGACAUCAAACACUCAGAUGUGACAGAUUUAUCACUAAUCCUCUAGUUGAAGAAGCACAGGAAACCACUUCGCCAGUUGUCAGUGGGUGUUUUUGGCGCGUGAGGACCGAUGCUGCUGCUUCCUUCGCGUUUAACAUCACUACAACAGUUCAGUCAUUAUUGAUUUGCUCCAUGCCACAGAACAGGACCGGAUUAUAAUUCCCUCUUGGAUUUAAAAGUCUUCAAUUUAACUUCUCAUCAACGCCAAACUUCUCUUUACACGGCUGGAAACUGCGCACGGAGAUGGCGCAAAGGUACGAUGAGCUGGCUCAUUACGGAGGCGCCAUGGACGGAGUCGGAGUCCCCACGUCCAUGUACGGAGACCCGCACGCCCCUCGGCCCCUGCCCCAGGUCCACCACCUGAACCACGGGCCGCCUCCGCACCCGACCCAGCACUACGGAGCCCACGCGCCGCACAACAUCAUGCCCAGCAGCAUGGGCAGCGCCGUCAACGACGCGCUGAAGAGAGACAAGGACCAAAUCUACGGCCACCCUUUAUUCCCUCUGCUGGCUCUGGUGUUCGAGAAGUGUGAGCUGGCGACCUGCACGCCCAGAGAGCCCGGGGUGGCGGGAGGAGACGUCUGCUCCUCCGACUCCUUCAACGAAGACAUAGCCGUGUUUGCCAAACAGAUCCGCGCAGAGAAACCUUUAUUUUCUUCCAACCCAGAGCUGGAUAACUUGAUGAUUCAAGCGAUUCAAGUCCUUCGAUUUCACCUGCUGGAAUUAGAGAAGGUUCACGAGCUCUGUGAUAACUUCUGCCACCGGUACAUCAGCUGCCUGAAAGGCAAAAUGCCCAUCGAUCUGGUCAUAGAGGAGCGGGACGUCUGCAAGUCAGACUUCGACGACCUCUCAGGAUCCUCCACGAACCUCGCAGAUCACAACCCAGCGUCCUGGAGAGACAUGGAUGACGCCCACUCCACACCCUCCGUGGGCACCCCGGGACCGUCCAGCGGGGGACACGUCUCCCAGAGUGGGGACAACACCAGUGAACUCGGAGACGGCCUCGACAACAGCCUGGCAUCACCGGGCACGGGAGACGAGGAUGACCAGGACAAGAAGAGGCAGAAGAAACGAGGCAUCUUCCCCAAAGUGGCCACAAACAUAAUGAGAGCGUGGCUCUUCCAGCACCUUACGCACCCGUACCCCUCAGAGGAACAGAAAAAGCAGCUAGCACAAGACACAGGCCUCACCAUACUUCAAGUGAACAACUGGUUUAUUAAUGCAAGGAGGAGAAUAGUCCAGCCUAUGAUUGACCAGUCCAACAGAGCAGUGAGUCAGGGUACAGCUUACAGUCCAGAUGGCCAGCCAAUGGGAGGUUUCGUUCUUGAUGGGCAGCAGCACAUGGGUCUCCGACCUGGAGGGCCAAUGGGUGGCAUGGGUAUGAACAUGGGCAUGGACGGGCAGUGGCACUACAUGUAAAACCACUCCACUGAGGCGAGCCUGAACAACAGGGUGAAGCCUCCGUGGUUGGCUCAGGGAUCCUCUUCCAUCCGGCAGUGGAGCUCGGUACCGGAGCCGCCACCGCCGCUGCUGCAGCCGCCACGUCACACCCACCUGACCACUCCCACCUCACCUUGCCCGAGCCCGCAUGGCGCGCGCGCGUGUACAGGAUCACCACGGAAAAAAAAACAAAACAAAACAAAAAAAAGCCUAACCUCUGCACGAGAGGCCGCCCCCACAAACUUUAAAGACUUUAAGAGAGAAGAGAGACUCGGUGUGAGGCGAGGAGCUUUUAGGGCUGCACGGAAAAAUACGACGAGCAAGGACUUCACAGUGAAGAGAAGCAGUUUGACACAUCUCCUCCAUUUCCUUUUAAAUUAUUUAUUUAUUUUUCUACAACCACGGGGGAUGACAACUUUCCUGUUUUCUCUCCUUUUUUAAGUAAAGCUUUACCCCUGAAUAUUCCCAUCACACACACCCUCCCCUUCAUAGGACAGAAGCGAAAAAAAACACUGUGGAAUAUCUUUUUAAAAAUAUGAGGACUCGGUGAGAGUUUUAAUUGUUGUGCUGUAUAGAUUGUGCUCUUUAUUUGGCUGUUUCCGUCCAUGUUUGCGCUUGUGAUCAUUAGACGUUAGAGUGAGCUUUUACCACUGACAUGUUUUUAAAAGAAAUCCUGACUAAAGGCAAGAUUUUGUAAGAAAAAAAUGAUCUGAAUGUUUUUGUUUUUGUUCUCCAUGCACUGCAUCGCUUUUUUUUUUCUCUGUUUGGAUUUUACUUGUGUUUUUAAAAACUGGAAUUGAAAAGACUUUCUGAGGGAACAGGGGACUUACAGAUGGCGGACUGAGGUCCACUUUUUUUGACAAUGUUUUAAAUAGUUUUCGUAGCACCAAAACACAGAGAGGAAGUCUGCACUAAAACCAAAAUAAAGACUUAAUUGAGGAAGACGAAACAAAGAAGCAACAGAGUGUUUUAAUGUGAAUGUGACUUUUUUAUUUUGUAUUUUCCUGCGGGCUGAUUUUAAAUAUCCGAGGGAGAAAGGUCAGUGUAGGCGUUGGACAAAACGGUUUAAGCAGCAACAUUAGUUUGGUGGAGCAGGUCACGUAGCCAGCUGUGGUUCGAUAUGAGACGAGGCUUGCAGUUGUGUGGUGUUAUUGGAUUGAUGGUGACAGGGAUGAUGGAUGGCCCCGCUGCCAAAUUCAAGAAAAUCACAGCCGAGGCUGAGGCUGCGGCGGCGGCAGCUUUUACUCACUGUUGUUGUUUCUAUAAAGCCUGUAGCUACUGCUGGGCUGCGUGGAUGCCGUGGCGCGCGUUUGUGUAUGUGUGUGUGCGUGCGUGCGUGCGUGUUGCGUGACAGAGAGAAAGAUGUAGAAAAAAAAAAGUGGAACAA
This is a messenger RNA of Lates calcarifer (barramundi perch), 3019 nucleotides long. RefSeq names its product Meis homeobox 2b (gene meis2b). Gene Ontology annotation, biological process: positive regulation of cell population proliferation; eye development; animal organ morphogenesis. The coding region runs from base 436 to 1611 and encodes 391 amino acids. The record is from RefSeq and is a predicted model, not a curated record. The transcript has 13 exons. Gene Ontology annotation, molecular function: DNA-binding transcription activator activity, RNA polymerase II-specific; RNA polymerase II cis-regulatory region sequence-specific DNA binding. Lineage: Eukaryota; Metazoa; Chordata; Actinopteri; Centropomidae.